UGGUUCGACCGCUGGGUUCGAACUGGUUUUUUGAACAUUGUGUCUAGCCGAAGAAAAAGAUAAGGGUCAAUUAGUCAUUUUUUAUUUGUCAGGGCAGCUUGUCAAUAAUGAAAAAAGUCAGGGCCGAAAAGAGGCGUUACUCGUUAAAAAGAAACAUCCCGCUAACAAGUAAUAACCCAGCAUCUCGACGCUCCUCUCCCCGUCCUCCACUAAACUCACCUCCUCUUUGCCCUACUCAGCAGUCUGCACCGCCGCAUCGCCACCCAGUAUCACCCACCAGCCGUCAACCCAACCCUCCCAUUACGACCUCCUCCAGCGAAGCUUCUCGUCGAUAGCUUCGUUCCUCCUGACUCCGCCGCUCUGCUUUGCCAUCUCUUCCCUGCCUUCUACUUCGCCACUCUAAACAUCUACUUCUCGUUGCGGUGGCCAACUUUGGGCGCACUCGCUUCCGCUUAUUAACUACCUAACCGUACAUUAGGCAUUGUUAACAGUGUACAUAUCAGACACUAUGGGCACUUCCGAUCCACCAAUCAAGGUCGACCUAGAAGACGAGCUCGAAGGCGAGCUAGUUGGUACCAAGGAUUACUUCUUUUCCAAGAUAGGCGAGUCCGUACCGUUGAAGCCCGAUGAAGACUCCAACUACGACCCUGAAUCCCUUCCUUCUCAGCCUCUUGCAGUCUCCGAACGCUUCCGUCUCGUUUUCGUUGCUCAUUCUUCGGGGUUCUUUGUUGUAAGGACGAAGGACGUUAUUGAUUCGGCAAACGAAUUUAAAGAGAAGGGGAGUGGUUCUCUUGUACAACAGCUGAGUCUCGUUGAUGUCUCUAUUGGUAGGGUUCACUGUUUGGCUCUUUCCACGGAUAACUCAACUUUGGCAGCUUCGGUCUCCGGCGACAUACGGUUUUACUCUGUACCUAAUUUCUUGAAUAAGGAAGUGAAGCAGUCUUUUUCCUGUUCACUCAAUGAUUCGGCUACCGUCAAGGACAUGCGAUGGAUAACAACAUCAGAAAAUUCAUUUGUUGUGCUUUCAAAUACGGGAGUGCUAUAUUAUGGAGAGGUUAAUUCUCCCCUUAAAUGUGUGAUGGACUCUGUUGAAGCUGUUGAUUGGGGCAUAAAAGGGAACUUUAUUGCUGUGGCAAGAAGGAAUGUUCUAAGUAUUUUAUCGGUUAAGUUUGAAGAAUGGAUUUCAAUUUCGUUAUCUUUCAAAUCCUGGAUUGGUGAUUCUGACCUGAAUUGUAGCAUAAAAGUGGAUUCUGUCAAGUGUGUUCGAUCUGAUUCCAUUAUAAUUGGAUGCUUGCAAUUUACUGAAGAUGGCAAGGAGGAAAAUUAUCUUCUCCAAGUUAUUAGAAGUAGAAAUGGUGAAAUUAGGGCUGGUUGUUCUGAAUUUGUUGUCCAAUCUUUCUCUGAUAUCUACCUAGGACUUAUUGAUGACAUUGUACCAUUUGGAAGUGGACCCUACCUUUUAUUGGUGUACCUAGAACAAUGCGAGCUUGCAAUCCAUGGCAACAAGAAGAAUACGGAUCAGCACAUUAUGUUAGUAGGUUGGUCAGUGGAUGAUUAUAAGAAUGAAGCUGUGCUUGUUGAUAUUGAAAGGGAUAAUUGUGUUCCAAGAAUUGAGCUUCAGGAAAAUGGUGAUGAUAAUUUGCUCUUGGGUCUAUGUAUUGAUAAGGCAUCAAUAUAUCAGAAAGUGGGAGUUGAAAUUGGUGUGGAGGGAAGGAAAGAGCUCUCACCACAUUGUGUUCUCAUAUGUCUUACAUUAGAUGGAAAACUUGUUUUGUUCCAUGUUGCUAGUCUUGCAGGCCGUGAAGUUUCAGCUGAUGUUCCUGCUGUCAUUGAGGGAGAUGCUUCUUUGAAGCUACCUGUGGAGGAUCCUUCCACUGUUGCUCAUGGAUUUCAGAAAGAGGAAUCAGAUCAGGCUUAUGAAGCAAGUGAGAAUCAGAAAUCCAAGGCUAUUGCCAAUUCUAAGCAAGUGGCAAAAACUGAACAUUUUGUUAAGCACCCACAGGUGGAGUCACUGUCAAAUUUGAAGUCUAAUAUUAAGCAAACAGUUCAAAAUGUAGUAGAUCUGAACCAUGCCACUGAUAGUAAUAGUGCAUCUACCUUUGAGCAACGGGCAAACUUAGGUCAAAAUCCUGCAGCACUUGGAUCAAAUAUUGGCUCUUUUAUGACAAACACUCAUUCUGCUACUCCUGUUUUGUCACAUAAUAACACUUCACAGAAAACUACUGUGAUGUCUAAGGUUCCAUGGAAUACAAACAGUCCAUGGGACUCACAGAGACCUUCUCAUCAUUCACCUAGUGAAACAUCUUCAAUUCCAAAAGGAUCUGACUUCUCCUCAUUUUCAACGUCAAGCCCUAUUGGUGGUGUGGGUUACCAAAGUCAAAUAUAUACUAAGGGCAGUACAAAUGUUCACAGUACCAAAGUUCCUGGAGGCAUCGAUCAAAAACCCUCUCUUGUACAGGACAAUUCUGCCGUUAGGCCUAUUCAAAGUACAGAACAAGUUACUACAAUAAGAUCCGCAAAUACACAACCAGUCUCAGCAUUUUCCUCACAUUUGUCUUUGAAUGGAAAUGCAACAGCUGGCAAGUCUUCUACUCGGAAAUUUCAUCCUUCUAAUGAGCAGCAUGGAACUUCAUCAAUGCUUGGGAUCUCAAACUCUGAUUUAUCAAAGCCGUUUAGCAAUAUCAAUGAGAUGACAAAAGAACUGGAUCUACUGUUGAGGUCGAUAGAAGAGGCUGGUGGAUUUAAAGAUGCUUGCACUAAGUCACUAAAAAGUUCAAUUGAAGCAGUGGAGCAAGGCAUGGAGACCUUAUCUAGAAAUUGCAAAUUUUGGGCGUGCCAAAUGGAAGAACAUGUUGAGGAGGUUCAUUAUCUACUUAAUAAAACCAUACAAGUUGUGGCACGAAAAAUAUACAUGGAAGGCAUAUAUAAACAAGCUGCUGAUAGCCGAUAUUGGGACCUCUGGAAUCGCCAAAAGCUGAAUUCAGAACUAGAGCUAAAGCGACAACAUAUUUUGACUCUGAAUCAGGAUUUGACAUAUCAAUUAAUUGAACUGGAGAGGCACUUCAAUGGCCUUGAACUGAACAAGUUCAGUCAAUAUGGUGGCCGUAAUAUAGAUCAUGGAGCUUGUCAAAAUAGAUAUGGACCUCCUAGACACAUUCAGUCAAUGCAUAGUCUACAUAAUGCAAUUAGUUCACAACUUGUAGCUGCUGAGAAUCUCUCUGAAUGCCUUUCUAAACAAAUGACAACAUUGAGUUUAAGCUCUCUACCUAAGGAACAAAAGAAUGUGAGAGAGUUAUUUGAAACAAUAGGAAUUCCGUUUGACAAUUCCUUUGGCUCUCCAGCCAUGAAAGAUGUGAGGACCCCUUUAGCUAAGCAGCUUGUCUCUGGUUCGACUUCUAAGAAAGAUCAAUCUAAAAGAAUUCAAACCAGUGCUAUGAAGAGUUGUGAACCAGAAACGGCUAGGAGGAGGAGAGACUCACUUGACCAGAGUUGGGCCUCCUUUGAACCACCUAAAACCACAAUCAAAAGGAUGCUGCUAAAAGAACCGCAGAAACCAAACCGGAAUGGAUCAUUCUCUUCAUUGAAGAAAGAAAAGGUUCAAACUUCUAUGAUGACAGAAUCUGCUUCUCAAAAAUCAGAUGUGGGAACACCUUCAAUUGCUUUCCCUGCAACUAAAAUGAAAGGUGAAUUGAGAUUAAUUGUUUAUCCUUUUUUUUCCCUAGGUAUUCGAUUAAUAGUUAAUCUGACAUACUAUUCAUCAUGCUGUCUGACUUUGGUCUUUCUCUACAAAAUACACAUACAGCAGGGAAUUCUGGAUUUUCCUGUUGAACUCAAACAGGGUUCAGAGCAGGCAUUUAAAUGGACUGGUAGCCUCCAAGCACCCACACAAGUUUCAGAGUCCAAACCCCGUGUUUUACAAAAUAUCACUUCAGCAGUUCCCUCUUGGCCUGUAUCACAAUCGCCAGCUGCAAUGAUGCCUGGUAGUUACACAGAAACCAAAAAUGUUGCUUCCGAAAAAUUGGAUCUUCCAAGAGUUAAUUUAUUCUCCAACAGUGAUAAUACAUCAAUACUGAAUUCGAAAACACCUCAAAAAUCCUCUAUUCUUUCCUUUUCUAACACAGAAAAACCUUCAUUCCUAAUUAAAUCUACUGAAAUGCCAAGUACAAUGAGUAAAAUAACAAUGGCUACUAGUGCUACAAUGGGAAACAAACUUUCAAGUGCAUUUACUUCUGAAUCCUGGAAAAAACACGAUUCUUCAUCCUUGGAGUCACAUUCAUCUGCUAUAUCAGCACCAUCAACCUCCCUUGGAAAGAUUACUGAGUUCAAUUUUACUAAAAGCCGACCCAAUGAAAAUAUUUCUGAACUGCCUACAUCUGGUUCAUGUGAAUCUCCGUCACCUACAAUUAUUAAACCAUUAUCAGCUUCGCCAUUGUCAUCUUCCAUCUCAUCUGCAGCAGUGUCUCCAGCUCCAGUGUCAGUGCCAUUAAGCAGACCUUUGUCUAGUUCAGACACCAGCAUAAACUCUAAUAGCACUAUGUCAACUACUUCAGCAAGAGCUUCUGUCUUAUCUGAUCAGGGCCUUAAACAUGCAGUGUUCUCUUCAACUACUACGUCUGGCUUGAAUUCAACCUCAGAGUCACUUAAGUCAGAGAUUCGGCCAGCUUCUGUGUCUAAUUUAAAUACAGAUUCAGAUGCUGCUGCAGAGAUGACCCCUCAGCUGAGUGAACCUCAAACACGUGAGUCUGAAUUGAAGGAUGGACCUUCUGGAAAUCUCACUCCUACUGGUGAGGAGUCUUCGGGAAAUGUUGCAAGUUCUGGACCCAAUGUAGUCCCAGUUUCUCUACCAGAGCAGCCAUCAUCCGAUGGAUCUAUGCAGCUUUCGACUUCUUUCCUUACAUCUGCUAAUGUUCCGAGUAGCAAAAAUGGGGGUAUGGAUGCUGGUCUUUCAUAUGAGGAUGAGAUGGAUGAAGAAGCUCCUGAGACUGGUAACACGACUGAACUGAAUUUUGGGAGCCUCGGUGGGUUUGGGACUAGUCCAAUCCCUAAUUCAUCUGUGCCCAAACAAAACCCAUUUGGAGGUUCCUUUGGUAAUGUAGCAACAAGUUUGCCAAGCUCGUCAUUUACAUUCUCACCUCCUAGCGGGGAGUUGUUUCGACCUGCAUCCUUUACAUUCCCAAGUUCUCAGUCAUCUACAUCCGCCCAGUCGACAAACACAGGUGCAUUCUCUGGUGGCUUUGGUGCUGGGGGAACUGGUCCAACACCAACUCCAAGUGCGUUUGGGCAGCCAGCACAAAUUGGAUCUGGCCAACAGGUUCUUGGAUCAGUCCUUGGUACUUUCGGACAAUCAAGACAGCUUGGUGGUGCUUUGCCUGGAAGUGGCUUUGCAGCUCCCGGUGGUUUUGGCGGAUUUGCUGGAAGUAAUUCCAAUAGUGGUUUUCCAACUGCUGCCACCGGUGGAGGGUUUGCUGGUAGAGCAUCGGCUGCUGGAGGUUUUGCUGGCAUAACAUCAACAGGUGCAGGAUUUGGUGGCAUAGCAGCUUCAAGUGGAGGCUUUGCUGGUGUUGCUUCCACAGGUGGUGGAUUCUCUGGACUCACUUCUCCUGUUGGUGGAUUUGCUGGUGCUGCUUCCUCUGGUGGCGGCUUUGGUGCUGCCUCAUCAACUGGUGGAUUUGCAGGAGCUGCUCCAGGAACUGGGGGUUUUGGGGCAUUCAGCAACCAAGGAAGGGGUGGGUUUUCUCCUUUUGGUGCAGUCGGAGGCAGUAAACCACCAGAGCUGUUCACACAGAUGAGAAAGUAGUAUUAAACCGUUGAAAAAUUUAGGCGCAGAUAAGCAGAAAGUAGGAUUUUGUUUUUAACUGUCCAGUUCUCAUGUAUUUAUAUAAGAACAAUGGAAUAGCAGGGUUUUUUUUUUGGUGACUGGAAUAGCAGGGUUUGAAUGUGUUUUCCUAGCUGCUUAAAAUAUUCCCUUUGAAGUAAAUAAA
This is a messenger RNA of Arachis duranensis, 5981 nucleotides long. Its product is annotated as nuclear pore complex protein NUP214. Gene Ontology annotation, molecular function: structural constituent of nuclear pore. The record is from RefSeq and is a predicted model, not a curated record. NCBI's taxonomy places the organism in Eukaryota, Viridiplantae, Streptophyta, Magnoliopsida, Fabales, Fabaceae. Gene Ontology annotation, biological process: RNA export from nucleus.